AUGAGCUCAUCAUUGAGGAGCUGCUUUGCAGCCCGGCCUCUGGCUCGCAUCUCGCAGGCGGUCGCAUCGCGGAACGGCAUCCAGAGCGUCCGAUGUCUCUCCCAGACAAGCGCACGAUGGGAGGAUUCAAAAGAUGCAAAGCCAGAACCACCCAAGGCGGUGCCUCCAAAGCCUCGAACCGAGUCGCUCCUCGACAGCAUCUACAGCAUUACUCAGGCGCCAAACAGCCGGUCCGCGCAGUCCAACCCCAUGGGAAGCCUCUCCCAAAGCAUGGUCUUCCAGGCCCUCAGCAAGUCCAACAUCGACACCAGCGUCCUGUCAGGCGGUCCCUCGCAGUCGGCGCAGAAGAAGGAGGAUGAGCUGGAGCCAUUCCAUUUCCACGUCUACUCGCACAAGCACAACACUCACAUUACAUGCACAAAGCCCAACCGGGAACCCAUCAUCUCCAUGUCAUGCGGCAACAUUGGCUUCAGGAAAUCACGGCGGGGCACCUUCGACUCGGCCUACUCGUUGACAAAAUACGUUUUGGAGCGAUUGAUUCACACGGGAUGGCCAAUGAAGAUCCAGCGCCUCGAGCUGGUUCUGCGAGGGUUCGGCCAGGGCAGAGAGGCUGCCGUCAAGGUGCUGAUGAGCCCGGAAGGCAAGGUGCUGCGGGACAAGAUUGUGCGGGUUGCGGAUUCCACAAGGAUCAAGUUUGCAGGAACAAGGAGCGAGAAGCCAAGACGCUUGUAG
Molecule: messenger RNA, 732 nt
Organism: Trichoderma aggressivum f. europaeum
Lineage: Eukaryota; Fungi; Ascomycota; Sordariomycetes; Hypocreales; Hypocreaceae
Exons: 1
Coding region: 1-732 (243 amino acids)
Biological process (GO): mitochondrial translation
Cellular component (GO): ribosome; mitochondrial small ribosomal subunit
Molecular function (GO): structural constituent of ribosome
Source: RefSeq, a predicted model, not a curated record